Molecule: messenger RNA, 3430 nt
Organism: Centropristis striata (black sea bass)
Lineage: Eukaryota; Metazoa; Chordata; Actinopteri; Perciformes; Serranidae
Product: RING finger protein 11-like
Exons: 3
Coding region: 526-990 (154 amino acids)
Source: RefSeq, a predicted model, not a curated record
AGAAUUACACCUAUGCGUCAUAUCCAACGGACCGAUAACAUGUUCUCCGACUGAAGAAAGAGCUAGCACGGAAGCAAACUGUUUAAUGUUACUCACGAAGUUCAAAGACGGGAAUGUCGCCACAGUCAAACCCGCAGGCCGCUCAGUGUUAUAGCCACAGCUGCUGCUGAAGUAGAUAUUUUGCAGAAAUAGUGAUUCGUACAAAGGAAUGAGAGAUACUCACCAAGGAAGUCGACCAGCUGGCUAGCGAAAAGUAGCUAGCUAGGCUAGCUGUCGUUAGCACGGGAGUUCUUUGUUUUGUUUUUCAGUUGGAGGUCCGUGUAAACAUGAAGAGAAACUAGUUUAACAUUUGACUUUAGUGCGGGAGUUGUAUAAGCAUGCGUAUGGUUAUAUUUAGCAGGGUGUAGUUGAACUGUAAAUGAAUGGUCUCUGGGAUCUUAGACAACAUUAGCCACCGAGAGCAACUUUAGCAACAAAGAUCGGGUUUUUAUCGUCGGCCAGGAAAAGGACUGGAGACACGAAGACAUGGGCAACUGUCUCAAGUCCCCGACAUCAGACGAUAUCUCUCUGCUUCAUGAAUCCCAGUCAGACAGGGCGAGUUUCGGGGAUGGGACAGACCCUGACCUGGAGCCCCCUCCACCGUACCAGGAGCAGGCUCACAUGCCCAUGUACCACCCCACACCCAGUCAGGCCCGUCUGGCCACCCAGCUGACAGAGGAGGAGCAGAUCCGCAUAGCUCAGCGUAUCGGCCUCAUCCAGCACCUCCCCAAGGGUGUUUAUGAUGGAGGGCAGGAUGGCUCUGAGAAGAAGAUCAGAGAAUGCGUGAUCUGUAUGCUGGACUUUGUAUACGGGGACCCCAUCCGGUUCCUGCCAUGUAUGCACAUCUACCACAUGGACUGUAUAGACGACUGGCUGAUGAGAUCCUUCACCUGCCCCUCCUGCAUGGAGCCUGUGGAUGCUGCCCUGCUCUCCACCUACGAGACCAACUGAUUUUUCAGCCCCCCCCCCAAGCUUGGUUCAAACACAGCCCUCCCCCCCAGCCUCAAACAACACACACACACACACACACACACACACACACACACACACAUACAUAUACACAUACACAUGACAGCUGCCCUCUUAUAGACUGAGAGGAGCUUUAAAAAAUGUGUUGGCUGUUUUCUUGCACUUUGAAAAAAAUCAAAAUUUAACUCACCUAACGUUGGCCUUCCACACCCCCUGGUCCGAACAAUAAGCUGGUCUUAAAUGUCAGUCACACAACUGUUUCCAGACGAUCCCGCAUGAGUGUGUUUGUGAUCACGUAGGGUGUGUGUGUGCGUGUGUGUGUGUGUGUGUGUGUGUGUGUGCGUGUGUGUGUGUGUGUGUGUGUGUGUGUACCGGGUUGCUUGAUGACUGCAUCUCCACUCGAGCUGGUCUCGGUGGUGUCUCUCCCCAGUUCACCUUCAUUCCCACUUAGUUGUCAUUCAAAUGAAUAAUUAGCUAAACAGAUUAUUGACCAAAACGCUACAAGGUGUUGCUACAAAUCUGUUGGAUUCAAUUUGAAGUUUUCUGUGCCAGCAGUAAGACUUCCUCAAUAUAUUGAUCUCCUGCUCUCACAUUAAAAUGGCCCUACGCUUUUGGAGGUGGGGGAACACACAGCAACACAGCUGAAGUUUACACUGUUGGUGUUAGAUAAUAAAGGGGAAAUCUCUGUCCAGUUUGUCAGGAUUACAAGAAAAAUAUGCACAUGCUUAUCAGAAGUCACCCAAAGUUUAUAAGUACACAAAGUACACCUACAGGAGAUCAAAGCUAUGUGAUAUCUGUCCGCUAGGAAAGGCCAGACUUCAAAGAAAACGCUUUGAAUUGAAAGGAAAAUUUUGUUGUGUAACGUGAAUGUUUCACCGGGCGGUGUGUAAGUAGCUGGCAGCCAAUGUAAAGGGCUCAUUUGUGCAUGGGCAGGCGGAUCAGUCAGUCAAAAUUAGAAAUGCUUGCACACACUUUUCAUCUGAUCCAGAGAUUUGCACUUUACUUAGAGGACAGUAUCUAAACAAUAUAUUAAUAUAUGUACCUUAUAACCUUGCACUAUCAAUACUUCAUUCCUUUAUUUCCUGAGAUGCAAAAGCUCAAUAGCUGAAAAAGGUAUUUUCAAAGCUGUCAGUAGUCACUUAUCACAUUGAAGUCAGCCUGAAGAUGUAUUUCAUGAAAUCUGUGAUUCAGUAGUGUGAGCCUCCGCUUUGUUCCGCUUGACUUUUGAUUCUUGUGUGUUUUUGUGUGUGAGUGAAGGGACAGAGGUUUGCUCCGGUUUAAAGGAGGAGUUCCACAUUUUUGGAGAUACGCUUAUCUGCUUUCUUAUCAAGAGCUGAAUACACCAGUUGAUAACGAGCAUCACACAGUAUUUUGAGCACACAAACACUGUAGCAACAGGAGUUGGACAGUACUGUAUUUACAACUGAUUUAAUGGACACAAAUAAAACAGAAGUGCUAAUAAACUGUUUAUUGCAACAUAAUUCACGACUGUUGAUGCACAGAGCUUCCAUCUUUGAUUUUGAGGCCGGGUUGUUGAGAUUUCUUCAACUUUCUGAGUAGGAAAUCCAACUUCCAGUUUAAAUUAAUGACUGAAAACUCAAAAAUUCUGUCUGCAGUUAAAAUGGAGUGCACCAUAAAGAGGGAAAAACUGCUACCUUGACUCUAAGAUCAAACAUAUACUUAGCAGCACUUCUGAUGCUCAGUGAUUGGUGGUUUUAUUUUAGGACGAUUUGAGUGUUCGAUAAUGUGUAAAACAUGUAACUCCCAGUAAAACCAUUUUUAGUGCAGAUUAAUCACAAACAAGAUAUAACAUGUUAAUUAAUUAACUUUAAAGGUGCUGGUAGGCCUAUUUUUGAGCCAUGCUAGCUGUUUGCCCCUGCUUCCAGUCGUUAUGCUAAGCUAGUUACCUUCAAUCGUCUAGCUUCAUAAUCUGUGUACAAACAGAGCGAAUCAAUCUGCCCCUCCUGGCAAGACAGCGAUAAGCAAAUUUAGCAAUAUGUGGAACUGCUCCUAGAAGAAAGAGAAGAGGCUACAUUUGUGAAGUUGGAACUUUAAUCUUUUUAGAUUCCACAUUUGUCUUUUUCUUUAGUUUACGUCAUUUAUUUCCAUUCACUGUAGUUACAUUUCCUUUUAAUUUGUAGCAUUGUUUGUUCAAAGUGUGACUGUCUUUUUUUCUGUUACCUGUGUUUUAUCUUGUGUUACAUUUGUGUAAAAUCCACUUUUUAUUUAGGACGAGACUAUAUAACUUUUACACUGGUUUAAGCCUGACUGUGCAAACCUCUGUCCCAAAUGAAUUUCAGAGUGUGAGAGACUUCUUUUAUGGUGUGAUAGUUAAAACUGAGAUAUCAAGUUUUUCCAUUGAGCUUUUCCUUUGCUGUGUUUUUCAUCUUAAGUUUAUUCUAAAGAUUAAUAUUUCCUGUAA